Sitodiplosis mosellana (orange wheat blossom midge) is the source of this 2362-nucleotide messenger RNA. RefSeq lists its product as uncharacterized. The record is from RefSeq and is a predicted model, not a curated record. The transcript is spliced from 2 exons. NCBI's taxonomy places the organism in Eukaryota, Metazoa, Arthropoda, Insecta, Diptera, Cecidomyiidae. The annotation marks the transcript as partial.
AACAUUUCGAUGAUGCCAUUGCCAUAAAAGAUCGCUUGCGUAAUGUUCAGCCACCAAUCUACAACGAGCGCAGAAUGAAUGAAACUCCGAUUCCACCAGUUCAUAUCGAUGAUGAAGAAGAGCAAGGAUUGGGUGGAGAAACGGAAACCGAAGCCGAGGAUGAAAGUUGUGUCAUUGAUCACUAUAAUCAAUCAGGCGAUGAAUUCACCGAUAUUGCCAUUGACCCUCUUGCCAGCUUUGCCAGCACAAUUGAUGACGAUGGCAAUGAAUUGUUACAAGUUUCACAAACCAAUGAUAACGAAGUGGUUGAAGAUGACAAUACCACAGGACAAAAUAUCGAGCAAACAGUUGAACGAAAUAUGAACGAUUCAACAAUUGACGAGCAAAACGAGAGCGAAAUGGCAGGCGGUGCUAACAAUGGCGAUCAAGUUGUUGAACCAAAUACCGACGAGGCAGCAACUGGUAAGAGCAAUGAAACAACAAACGAAAACUCGAAUGAUCAUGUUGUUGUUGUUGUUGUUGAGCAAAAUAUGAACGUUAUACCAAAUGUUGUAAAUGAAAACAACACAUCAAACCCAGUCUCUCUCAAUGAUGACUCAAUCGGUUUGCCAUUCGUUGUUGCCGAAGGGUCUGUUGUAAAUCCCGAAGUCGAAGAAUCUGAACAAAAUCCCAAUGUCGCAAAUAAUGUGGAUGUCAAGCCAGUAUUUCAGGAAAUAUUAAUAGAGCGCACAGAAAAUGAUUCGGAUCUUGAUGACAUUUUGUCUGAAGAGAAAGAAGUGGUUUUGGAUGAACAUGUCACGAUGUUAGUCGGCCCACACGGAAUCCCAAAGCCAUUAGCUACCACAACUGACGACUUACUCAAACGCGAAAACGACGGAAUGUCAGGAAACAUCCCAUUCAAUGAAAGGAAAAAAGGACGAGUUUACAAGAUUGGUACCAAGAAAGCCGAAAUUCCGUACAAAGUGAUUGACAAAAUUCUGGAAUGGAAUGAAGAUCGUGACAAGCGUAACAACAUCGAUUACGAUCGAAAAAUGUGUCAAAUGCUGGUAAUGUCGUUGACCCCAAAGGAUGAUAUCCGCACAUCAAAAAUCAGCAGCCAGGUCAUCGAAUUUGUCAAGGCAUGUUUUAUUGUUCGUUGCGGCGAAAACGAAGAACGCAUUGGGGCCGUCGAAAUGUACAUAAAUGAUUUAUGUACUGAAAAAGCUAAACAAACAAACGAAGCCACAGCUUAGGCUAGUGCAAAAUGAAUAUCACAUUAAAACUUCACAAUGUAGUCGACAUUCAGGAUAAAAAAUUCUUUGCUGUAACGUUACUAAAAAUGAAAAAAAAAGUACAAAAAGUGAUAUUUUGAUCGAUAGUUUUAUGUUUACAAUAAUUUUUGAUAUGUUACUGAAGCGAAUUAAAUAUUGCAGACAGUAGUUGAAAACAAGAAAGAACAUACAAAAUGAAUUACUUUAUUCAUUUAAACUAAUAAUUACCGUACUCAAUUUAUGAAAUAACAAAAAAAUCUAAAUUUAAAGCGCGAGGAAAAAUCACUUCAAAUUAAUAGUAAAGCUAUAUUUAUAUAUUUAUCAGAACGAUUCUAAUCAGAUAUUCCCAUUUUCAGUGAAAUACGUGGAAGAAUAUAUAUAUUUUUGAUAACUAUCACACUAAAAACAAAGGAACGGAUGCAAAACAAAAAAAAUAUUUAUUAGAGAGCCAAAUAAGAAAUUUAAAUUUAAAUAAAUAUUACACGUAUUUAAAUUUUUAUAUAAGUUGAACGCUUCAUGCGGCUUUUAAAAGAUUAAAUACCAUUCAUCCUAAUAAUAUUUUUGAACAAAUGUUCGCAGUAAGCAAUAUACUUUAAAAAUAAAGAGAAGCAUUUUAGUACAAAUUUACACAAGCCAUACAAUGAAAGGAAGGUGAUAAUAAAAUAAAUUUUAAACCUGAAUCAAAUGAAUGUAAAAUUUUGUCAAAGUAAUGAAAAACCGUUAAUUAAAAGAGCAAUAGUUCAAUUUGUUUUAUUGAUUUCAUUUAAGGCAUUCUGAAUUAAUUUCAAAUUGUUUUGUGAUACACAAAUUUUUCCAGUAUCAUUUCUAACAAUGACAUGAUAAGACAAAGUUGCAACAUAAUGAUCCAUUGAAAUAAAAGUACAUUUUGGCAAGUCGAACGUAUGAAUAAUACCAUUUACAUCUACUUUAUACCAUGAAGAAAGAACUUCAAUUUUUCUCGGAUCUUUUUUGUCUUCUGAAGGUGGUGCAAAGUCCCACAAAUAUUUUCUGUCCUUGUACGUUUUACUUUCCGAUGCAUAUUGGAACGAAAUUAUAUUACCCAAAAGAAAUGUUUUAAAUACUUUUUCAUAAAUGUUUUUGAAAAUACACCA